This is a messenger RNA of Microtus oregoni (creeping vole), 1608 nucleotides long. It is a transcript of the gene Mpnd, whose product is annotated as MPN domain containing. NCBI's taxonomy places the organism in Eukaryota, Metazoa, Chordata, Mammalia, Rodentia, Cricetidae. Gene Ontology annotation, cellular component: BRISC complex; BRCA1-A complex. Gene Ontology annotation, molecular function: metallopeptidase activity; polyubiquitin modification-dependent protein binding. The transcript is spliced from 13 exons. Gene Ontology annotation, biological process: double-strand break repair. The record is from RefSeq and is a predicted model, not a curated record. The coding region runs from base 33 to 1493 and encodes 486 amino acids.
CCCGGAGGAGGUUGUGGCGAGACAGGGCAGCCAUGGCAGCUCCCGAGCCUCUGUCCCCUGCGGCCGUGGCCGAUGAAGCGCCGGAAGAGGAUGAGGACGACGCGGAGGCCGAGGACCCCGAGCGCGGGGCGGGCAGCGGAGCGCGCAGCGGCAGCCUCAGUGGCAUUGGAGGCAGCACGGUUGGGCCUGGGCUGACCCUGGGGGGCGCGCUUACGAGGCGCGCGGUCACGCUGCGGGUGCUGCUCAAAGACGAGCUGCUGGAGCCCGGCGAAGGGGUGCUAUCUAUCUACUACCUGGGCAGGAAGUUCAUUGGGGACCUGCAGCCAGAUGGCAGGAUCCUGUGGCAGGAAACUGGACAAGUCUUCAACUCACCCAGCGCCUGGGCAACACACUGUAAGAAGCUCGUCAACCCGGCCAAGAAGUCCGGCUGUGGCUGGGCGUCGGUCAAGUACAAGGGCCAGAAACUUGACAAGUACAAGGCUGCCUGGCUCCGCCGACACCAGCUGCAUAUGCCAGUAGCUGCUGCUGAUGAGAGUCCCACCAGUGAAGGGGAGGAGGAGGAGCUGCUACUGGAGGAGGACGAAGAAGAUGUGCUGGCGGGGGUCUCAGCAGAGGACAAAGGCCGCAGACUGCCUGGGAAGGUCUCUGAGCCAGAGGCCACAACCCUGGGCAAGCGUGUGGACAAGGUCCAGGUGCCAGUGCGUUACUGCAUGCUGGGCAGUCGUGACUCUGCCAGGAACCCCCACACUCUGGUAGAAGUCACAUCCUUUGCUGCCAUCAACAAGUUCCAGCCAUUCAACGUGGCCGUUUCCAGUAACGUGCUGUUCCUCUUGGACUUCCACUGUCACCUGACUCGGAGUGAGGUCGUGGGCUACCUUGGUGGUCGCUGGGACAUCAACAAUCAGAUGCUGACCGUGCUGAGAGCCUUCCCCUGCAGGAGUCGGCUGGGGGACACUGAUACAGCAGCCACUGUUGAAGAGGAGAUCCACCAGGUGCUGUUCCUUCGAGGCCUGUCCCUGGUGGGUUGGUACCACAGUCACCCACACAGCCCCGCAGUGCCCUCCCUGCAGGACAUCGACGCACAGAUGGAGUACCAGCUAAGACUGCAAGGCUCCAGCAAUGGCUUCCAGCCUUGCCUGGCCCUGCUGUGCUCCCCCUACUAUUCUGGCAACCCAGGCCCUGAGUCCAAGAUCUGCCCUUUCUGGGUCAUGCCUCCCCCCGAGCAAAGGCCCAGUGAUUAUGGCAUCCCUAUGGACGUAGAGAUGGCGUAUAUCCAGGACAGCUUCCUGACCAGUGAUGUCCUUCAAGAGAUGGUGCUGCUGGCGGAGUUCUACAAGGGCGCCCCUGACCUCGUGAGGUUCCAGGAGGCCUGGAGCCCAGAGCAUACCUACCUGGACAAGCUCAAGAUGUCCUUGGCCAGCAGGACCCCAAAGGAUCAGGGCAUGUGCCAUGUGCUGGAGCAGGUCUGCAGCAUGCUCAAGCAGGGGAGCUGAGGCCAUGCAGGCCCUGCUGUUCUGGACCAGACUGGGCAAUAAAGUACCCACACACAGACCUGUGGCUGGGGUAGGACAGCAGGCGGACCCUUGGGCUGGAUAAUAAAGUCUAAGU